ACACUAUUCUCUGGAAGAAUAGAGAUCUAGUAAAAGAACUAGAAGAAGAAUAUAGACAAAUAGAACAAUGUGAAAAUGAAUCAUUACGAGAACAAUAUCAAGCAAAAUAUAGAGAACUACUAGGAGUAUCUCUAGAAAACCUAGAUAAAAUGCAUGAUAUAGAAGAUGAAGAAGAACGAAUGUUUCAAGAACAACAACAAGCCAGAAGACAAGGCUUAGAAUUACCAGAAACAUUACCACUGAAACAUCCAUAUCACAAAGAAUAUAAACCAACAGUAAAUAAACCACGAGAAACAGAACAAAUAGCAGACCAAUAG
Molecule: messenger RNA, 317 nt
Organism: Racocetra persica
Lineage: Eukaryota; Fungi; Glomeromycota; Glomeromycetes; Diversisporales; Gigasporaceae
Source: the annotation of a GenBank genome assembly